AUGGUACAAGGUAACAAUAGUUACUGUUUUGGGCUCGUCAUUUUGACCAUUCUUUCUGGAAUGACAGUUUCCUACUGUAUGAUUAUCCUUAUGCAUUUCUCGCCAAUCACCGCGAAGUGUAGUUCAUUGGCAACUCAAUUCUUGCAGAAAAUGGUUGACCGCAAAGCUGUGAUCAAGAAUGCCGACAUGUCCGAGGACAUGCAACAAGAUGCAAUCGACUGUGCAACGCAAGCGUUGGAGAAGUACAAUAUCGAAAAGGAUAUUGCCGCCUACAUCAAGAAGGAGUUUGAUAAGAAGUACAACCCUACGUGGCAUUGCAUCGUGGGAAGGAACUUUGGCUCAUACGUGACGCAUGAGACGAAGCACUUCAUUUACUUUUAUUUGGGGCAGGUAGCCAUUCUUCUAUUCAAAUCAGGAUGA
Molecule: messenger RNA, 420 nt
Organism: Haemonchus placei
Lineage: Eukaryota; Metazoa; Nematoda; Chromadorea; Rhabditida; Trichostrongylidae
Source: the annotation of a GenBank genome assembly